AUGGAUUGGUUCGUAGGAGUCUUGUCUCUCCUUUGCUGCUUCCUCUUGUACUACCGUCAUCUCCAGUCCAAGAAAACAUGCAAGGAGGAGCCCACCGAAUGGCCAUUGGUGGGCCAUCUUUUCGGCAUGAUCGCUGACCUGAGGCGACCGAAUUACCAUGACUGGGCCACCGUGAUCCUCGCCGGCACACGCCACAACUUCGCAGGUCAUACGGGGCUAGCCGGCGUCCGGUUCUUCGUCACCUGCGAUCCGUCCAAUGUGCGCCACAUCUUCACGUCCAGCUUCCUCAACUACCCCAAGGGCGAGGAGUUCGCGGAGAUCUUCGACGUCCUGGGCCACGGCAUCUUCAACGCCGACGGUGAGUCUUGGCAGCGGCAGCGUGCCAAAUCCCAGCUCCUGAUGGCCGCCCCCCGUUUCCGCUCUUUCUCUGCACGGUGCAGCCGUGACAAGGUGGAGAAGAGCCUCCUUCCAUUCCUAGCGCACGCUGCUGACGCCGGCGCCCGCUGUGACCUACACGACGUGUUCCUAAGGUUGACCUUUGACAUGACCUGCAAACUCGUCUUCGGGGUCGACCCCAGCUGCCUGCAGAUCGGCCUCCCCGAUGUGCCCUUCGCUCGCGCCAUGGACAACGUGCUGGAGACGGUCAUCCUCCGGCACAUCAUCCCUCCGGCGUGCUGGAGGCUCAUGUACCGGUAUGAGGUCGGUCCAGAGAAGAAGAUGGCCGUGGCUCGUAGGACCAUCGACCGAUUCGCCGUAGACAUGAUCGCCAAACGCAGAUCCGAUCUCAACCUCCACGUUGACGACAUCCGCGAAUCCCCCGACAUGCUAUCGUCCUUUAUAUGCGACGGUGACGCAAGCUACGAGUUCUUGCGUGACACUGCAGUGAACCUCCUGCUCGCCGGCCGGGACACCACCGGCACGGCGCUGUCGUGGUUCUUCUACCUCCUAUGCAAGCACGCGCGCGUGGAGCUGAGGAUCCGGGAUGAGCUGGCGCCGAUCGCAGCCACAAAGAUGGUGGCCGCGGCCAACGACAUGGCGGUGUUCAACGUGACCGAGCUGAGCAACAUGGUGUACCUGCACGCGGCGCUGUGUGAGUGCCUUAGGCUUUACCCGCCCGUGCCCUUCCAGCACAAGGUGGCAGCGCACAGUGACGUGCUCCCAAGCGGCCACCAGAUGAAGACCGGCGACAAGAUACUCGUCUACUCCUACUCCAUGGGGAGGAUGGAUGGCGUGUGGGGCAAGGACUGCAUGGAGUUCAGGCCGGAGAGGUGGAUCGCCGAUGACGGAAAGCUGAGGUACGAGCCGUCUUACAAGUUCAUCGCCUUUAACACCGGUCCCAGGACCUGCCUCGGCAAGGAAGUGGCCUUCACGCAGAUGAAGGUCGUCGUCGCCGCCAUGCUGUGGAACUUCACGGUUGAGGCCGUGCCGGAGCACGUCGUCGAACCAAAGCUGUCCAUCAUACUCCACAUGAAAAACGGGUUCGCUGUCACCAUGAAGAGGAGGAACGUCACGGACGUGCAGGGCUAGCUAGCAUAUAGCAGACACGUACAUGUAAGUACUGUGUAUACACAAGUGCCAUGUGAGCUUGCGAAAGUGGCAUGUGUGCUUACAAACGAUGUAAUGGUGUGAUAAUAAAACGCAGCAGCUAUAUUUGUAGUAAGUUCCCUGAAUUUGUAUUUUGGGAUUAGUCGAUUUCAUAGGAGAAGGAAGAAGGAGGUGAAACGCAGCACCAAGGUGGAGAUGGGGGCACAGCAGAAACCGGCAGCGAGGCUCAUGGAUGUGGGUGAAGCUGAGCAAGGAGCAACCCAUAACCCACGUCGUAGGUUUGACAUGUGGGGGUGGGGUGGCUUUUCAUAUUGGCUUCCCUGUUGUAUUAUAUGGAGUGCAGAUUAGGACUAGAGGAAAAAGAUGAAGGAGAGCCUUUGAGACUUGAUGUUUUUUCGAGGCAACUAUGGCUAU
Molecule: messenger RNA, 1959 nt
Organism: Triticum urartu
Lineage: Eukaryota; Viridiplantae; Streptophyta; Magnoliopsida; Poales; Poaceae
Product: noroxomaritidine synthase 3
Molecular function (GO): heme binding; iron ion binding; monooxygenase activity
Source: RefSeq, a predicted model, not a curated record